This is a messenger RNA of Punctularia strigosozonata HHB-11173 SS5, 1060 nucleotides long. RefSeq lists its product as uncharacterized. The record is from RefSeq and is a predicted model, not a curated record. Lineage: Eukaryota; Fungi; Basidiomycota; Agaricomycetes; Corticiales; Punctulariaceae. Bases 216 to 908 code for a protein of 230 amino acids. The transcript has 3 exons.
CCGGAUCGGCGAUGAAACCAUCAACGAAGGGCGGGGACAUGGCUGGGAUGCAGUCGAAGCUGUCAUGAACUAGCAGGAUAUAUAUAGCGGCUCGAUGGACGCAGCAACCCUAGGCUGCGCCUCCCUUCGUUCUUCACCUCGCCGAUUGCUUUCUUGCCGUCCGCCUAUACCUUCGUAGCUUUCCCGAGCACCGAUACUUGCGCGACAAGCACAUCAUGGUUUACGUUCGCUCGCAAAAGUUUUGUUGCUGCCUACCCGUCCGCUUCGGGGUGUUUGUAAUGACCCUCGCCGGCACGCUUUUCGGUGGCUUCGUUGCGAUCGCUGCAUGGAUUGCGUUCUCCAAGACGAACCAGAAUCCCCAAGCCUAUGAUCAGGACCAGAAGAUCGGCAUAAUUAUACAAGCGGUUGCAUACACCCUCCUUGCACUCGUCUCUCUCUUUGGAUUUGUGGGCGCAUGCGCUCGCUCGCGCGUCCUCGUCACUGUAUACUCGAUCACCUUGUGGUUCGUCUGGGUCCUUGCCGUCUCCACCGGAAUUUUCUUCCUUGCAAAGCUCUGGCAUGCCUCGGAUCAGGCCUCUGUCGACAAGUGCGUCGCGGGUAGCACAGACGACAUCAAGAACACUGUGUGUGACAAGGGCGUUGCGGUAGUCGAAGGUGCCGCCAAGACUGCGGUGACCGUCGUCCUGGCCAUUCUAUGGCUGAUCGAACUUUACGGCUGCGUGAUCGCGUCUUCGUAUGUCUCGCAGUUGCGCGAGGAGGAGGAUGCCGAGUUAUCGAAGCCCGUCACCAUUGUGCAGCAAGCGGCACCUGCAUACCCGGUUGCGACGUACAGCGCACCGUCUCCGGCAAACAACACUUAUGCGUUCUCGCAGUACCAGAACUCAUACGGUCAGAAAACGGGGUACUAAGUGCGGGGUUCGUGCAGUAUUUGUGGGCGUCGGGGUCUUAUUCUCGUCGUCUUGCGAGUUGAGUCGUAAUAUAGCUCGAAAGGAUAGGAAUGCAUGUAUCGUAGGAUGAAGAAGUAGUAAACGCCUGAGGAAAGGGAUCUGCGAGCAUUCAU